Solanum dulcamara is the source of this 949-nucleotide messenger RNA. RefSeq names its product auxin-responsive protein IAA13-like. Gene Ontology annotation, cellular component: nucleus. Gene Ontology annotation, molecular function: protein binding. Lineage: Eukaryota; Viridiplantae; Streptophyta; Magnoliopsida; Solanales; Solanaceae. The record is from RefSeq and is a predicted model, not a curated record. Gene Ontology annotation, biological process: regulation of DNA-templated transcription. The coding region runs from base 9 to 716 and encodes 235 amino acids. The transcript is spliced from 4 exons.
CAUCAAAAAUGGACAUGUGUUCAGAGAGUAAUUCAUCUUACAGUGAUGAAACUGGGCUUGAAUUGGGCUUGGGCCUAGGCCCAAGUAGUGUUACAAAGGUUAACAAAUCAUCAACAACAUGGUGUGAGUAUGGUAGAAUCUUGACUGCUAAAGAUUUUCCUAAUGGAUUUAUUACAGGCAGAUAUAAUAAUAUUUGUACUAAUGAGAAUAUUGGAUCUGCUUCUACAAGUGCCAGUCAGGUUGUGGGAUGGCCACCAAUAAGGACUUACAGGAUGAACAGUUUUAAUCAAUCAAAGAUUACAAAUGUUGAUCAAGAAGAAAAUGUGAACAAAAAAAUUGAGAGUUCAAACAAGAAAAUUAAUCAUGGAAAUACCAAGAAUAAUGAUGUAGAUUUUAUAAAGGUGAAUAUGGAUGGAUUGACAAUUGGAAGAAAAGUGGAUUUGAGUUCUCACACUUGCUAUGAAACCUUAGCCAAAAUCUUGGAGGAAAUGUUCUUCAAAUCAGCCCAAACUACCAAUUUUACAAAUUGUGGAGAAAAGGAACAAGUAACAAAGUCAUGUAAGCUCUUGGAUGGAUCAUCAGAGUUUGUUCUCACAUAUGAGGAUAAAGAUGGAGAUUGGAUGCUUGUUGGAGAUGUUCCAUGGAGGAUGUUUUUGAGCACUGUGAAAAGGCUAAGAAUCAUGAGGACUACUGAGGCCAAAGGACUUGGUAUGUAGAACAUGAAGUUCACUUAAUUAGCAAAUGAAAUGAAACCACAGCGUGGAAAGACCAUAUAGGAAAAUAGCACAAGUAGAGAAGCAAAGAGUACACAUUUUGAGAGUACUUUUUUUUUAUAGUACCAAUUUUUGUUUUGAAAUUAUUUUUUCUGUCUAAUGUAAGCUUCAUUCAAGCUAGUUCUUAAAACCACUUAUAUAGCUGAUACAAAAUGUUUGUUCGACCUUUAUAUUAU